AUGCUGGUCGCGUAUGAGUGGAGUACCUAUGCCUUGAAGCGCAAGGCUUUACGCGUAUCCGAAAUCCCGAAAGGGUCGCAGAAAACAUCCUAUUUUCUCCAACUACCUUACCGCUUCAGGAUUCCAUUGAUGGCGACGUCUGCCCUUCUCCACUGGCUGACUUCUCAGUCAAUCUACUUGAGCAGCCAGGAUAUCCUCACCUGUGGAUACUCUCCAUUGGGCAUCCUGGCAGUCAUUAUUGUGGGAUGUAUGAUGAUUGUUGCGGCCUUCGUCAUCGGCCGGAAACAUUUCACGCCUCUUGGUCAGCCUGUGGCAAGCAGCUGUAGCGCAUCAAUAGCAGCGUCUUGUCAUCGCGAGGCAGAGUCUGACGAGGAUGAUAUUCAUCUCAAGCCUGUCCAAUGGGGAGUUUUGAAAAUGCAAAAUGGAUUUGGAAGUCUUGGGUUCUCAAGUGAAGAAGUCACUGAAGUUAAGGAAGGCGUUCUAUACGGCGGUACUCGAGACGAAGAUGGAGCUUUCGACAGCUUAACUUUUGGAAGCCGAUGAGGUGCCACUUUACCGUCUCCUUAUUAAGUUAUCAUGCCCAAUGCAUUCACUGGUCACUUUCCGCUUCAUUCGUUAGGCGCUACCAAAGC
Mytilinidion resinicola is the source of this 632-nucleotide messenger RNA. RefSeq lists its product as uncharacterized. The coding region runs from base 1 to 543 and encodes 180 amino acids. NCBI's taxonomy places the organism in Eukaryota, Fungi, Ascomycota, Dothideomycetes, Mytilinidiales, Mytilinidiaceae. The record is from RefSeq and is a predicted model, not a curated record. The transcript is spliced from 2 exons.